GUAUGCAGUGGGCGAGUGAGUGGCUAGCUGGUGUGUUGUGUGCAGUGGUGUGAGUAAUUAGUGUCAUGUUCGUUUAGCUAGUCAGUCGUGACGUUCUGUCGCAUGAGGAUGACAAUGUCACUGACAUCUAAUUUGGGUAAAAGUUUUGAGCAGGAACUCCACAAUUUGGACACAGCCAUCAUCAAUGUACGCAAGUGGCUUAGGGAAAGACAUAAAGUCCUCAAACGGCUGGAAGACCCUCACAACCAAGGGAACAAACUCACAUUGAUCAAGACUCUUGUAGAAGAAUCCAAAAAAGAACAAGAGAAGGUCGACCAACUUUUAGCCAGAGAUUACGCAUAUCUUUCUGGUCACAACAGUGAGAUUCUAAAAUUGGAAUUAGCUGACCUGUCUGAUUUGUGGAGGUUAUAUGAGAAAAGUCUGUGCAACAUUUCAUCCAGCAGCUGUCUGUGUUCAGUUAAAGGAACCGCUGUAAAUUCCAAACAUAAUUCAUUAAUUUCCCAAGUGUGGCCAUUGGAUGAUAAUACUCUGAAUUUCAAGGAAAAAAAUUCCUUUGAAGAAAAGGAUAAAGAUUCAGCCUCAAGUGGAAGCAACAACUCUGUUGAUUCAGUGGGAGAUCUUAUCCUUGAUUCUCUGACUGAUGAGGAUUUAAAGAAAUAUACAGUGCUUUCGGAUUGGGGAGAGAUUUCAGCAUCAUCCAAUUUCACCAGUUUCGAACAGAGGUCUGAUUUUGUGGCCAACACUGAACAUGGGAUCUCUGCUGAAGACGUUUCCAACUGCCGCCAUGAGGAACAACAGAAUUUUAAGUGGACUGUAGAUCCAAAGGCUUCGGCAUCUAUUUGUUGUGUAAGGUCGGGCAAAAUGAGUUCAGAAGGUUUAGAGAAGUUGCUAGUGGAAGGUGGGUGUGAGGAAUCAAGUAAUUCUCAAAAGGAUUUAUGUGAUUUCCCCCCACCAGCCCAUUUUAUCAGGAAGAUGUCAGGUUCAGGUGAUGCCUACUCAAAGUCUGAUGUUAGUGGAAUCUAUCCAGGUGAAGCUUCCAAUAUGAAAAUGGAUAUGGCAGGCACAGAUUCGCCUUGUGAUACUCUGAAGCGCAGACGCAUGUUUCUGGACACCUCUUCCAACACUAGCAACAUUAGCAGCAGAUCUGAGUCGCCCACCAGCUUCAACAGCAGCAGAUCUGAAACUCCCACUAGCACGUUGACCAGAGCAGAACGCCAGAAUGAAUUGUGGAAAGCCAUUGGAUCCAUCGACACAUUUCUCAUGGAUAAGGAUAUCAUAGAGGCUUGUCAGUCUACAGCCAGUGAUCUCAUUUGUGAUGAUGAAGACUUUGUUGGCGCACCCAAUGUUUCGUUUACUGAGUUCCUGCAACAGUACAGGGAACUGACUGAAUGGUUGAAUCAAGUUCACAAAGUCACACAAAGAGAGGUCACUAGUUUGUCUGAGAAGUAUUUAAAUCAGAGCUACCAUGAGGAAAUGUUAGAGCGCUCACCUCGCAGAGAAUUCCUCAACAACUAUUCUCGUCAGCUCCUAGUUCGCUACCCCAACAUGGCUGAUGAGAUUAGUGCUAGGAUGGCUAGACUGAACACACAGUGGACAGCAGUUGAGCAGGCCAUAGCACCCAAGUAUGGCAAGCAAGAUGCAGACACCAUGUUUCAGGAUCUUGAAUGUGAUUUAAACACUCUCAGACGUUGGCUGAAUGCCAUUGAAGCUAAGCUUCUCCCUUUAACAUUGAAAGCUGAUUGGUCUGACACUGAAGUUGAAGAAAAAUUGUUGCAACAUCAGGCACUACAGAGAGAGAUAGAAUCCCACAACAAGAUCGUCAACGCUGUCCUCAAGUUGAGCGAGCGUCUGGAGCUCGACUCUAAGGCCUGCGGUACCAGGGGCCACGACUCCCUGCAGACGGUGGCACUGAACCUCGAGAGGAGAUGGCACGGGAUCUGGCUGCAGUCCCUCGAGUGGCAGUGUCGUUUGGAAGGCGCCAUCACCAAGAGGAAGGAGCCUCUGCACUGUGGGUUUGACUUCAGUAACUUCCCCCUGUCUGAGAUAGACGAAUCCUUGUUCAGCCACUCAGGCCACAGCUUCAGUGAGCACCUAAUCCAGCUAGACGAUGACAGUUUGCUCUUUAUUGGACACAGGGACGACUUUGCUGAGAACACAUCCAACUCUGGGGACUGCUACAGGAGUUUAGACCUGCACGGCAGCAGGUCCUCUCUAGCCUACAGCGACCAGGACGAGAGCCUGGAGGAUGUCUUCCCUCAGGUGGUCAUCCAGGACAGCCUAGUGCACUGCGGCUCUGGUGCACACACCCCUACAGCCCCCAACAGUCCCUCAAGACCAGCUGCUUUCUUCAAGCCUGACAGCCCACUCGGCAAGAGGCCCUUCCCCGGCCCUGGGAGUGGAGAGGCCAGCCCGGCCAAGAGGGGCUCCCAGUCCCCCUCCUCCUCCAGUGGAGGCCUGAGCCCAGUCAGCCAGGAGAGUCCGCUGGAUUCUUUUAUCAUUUCAAGAGGGCUGCACAUCAGCAGUAGAGAUGGUCUCCUCAUCAACUCUAUGCACCACGGAGACACCUAUGCCCACCUAAAGCAGCGCAAGGCUGGAUUUGGCUGCAGCAGUGGGGACUCUGCUAACAUUAGUGAGACUGAGUCCAAGAUGGGGGAUUCCCCCCCUUCUAAUAACCUUCUUAGAGCCAACGGUCACUAUGCGGUCACUAGCAGUGAUGGUGAAGGAGAUCCACCAGCAGUGAGAAGGUUCAAUAGCACGGAUGUGAAGGACAUUGGAUACAGCAGUGAGAGCCAGUCCAACGACGAGGUGGAGGUCAUGGGUCACCAGAUUGACCUGGAGUACAGGUACCAGGGCAAGUGUGAGGUGGCCAGCGAUGGCCCCCUGGGGGAGAAGAUCUCCCUGCCCUCUACAGCUGUCAAGCCCAUUUACUACAUGAUGACGCAUGUGGAUGCUGACUCCACAGACCGGACAGAUACCGGGGACACCACGGAUUCUGGUGCGGAAAAAAUUAAGAAAGGGCAGUUGGUGAAAAAGUUAAGUGAUAAAGUGUUGCAUAAUGAUUCAUUUCACUCAGACAAAUCAACAAAGGAACUUGAACAAGGCUCACUCAAUGAUUCUUAUAAUUCUGGUUCAGAUAGAUUUGAGGCUUCUGUUAAAGAGGUCUUCUCAGAGUUAGAUGCGCAUAAAGAAUCAGAUUCGCUGGAUGAAGCAUGGGACUUGUCAUCUCUAAUCCCAAAUGGUGGCUACCACCAGACAAGCCAUGCGUAUGGGGGCGAGUGUGUGACUGGGGACAAGGAUGCCCAUCUGCUCCCCAUGUACACAUUUGUGGAGUUCUCAGAGUCAGACAGCGCCCCAGAAUCCAGGGAGAAGAAAUCCAUCAAGUACCUGAUAGAGCAUGCUGAGGACCUGGUCAAACCCUCCAGCCCCAAGCACACCAUCCAGCCAGCAGCAUCACCCAAGAAACAGGCUCCAGUCCAACAUUCCCCAUCCAAACAGACCCAGACAGACAGCUGCAGCACUGUGGAGAGCUCCUGCGAUGCUAGUGGGGAGGACAACUCUGACCAUGAAGGAGCCUUGAAGUGUAGCAGCGCAGUAGAGGACUUCUCCACGGCAACAGAUGACGCUGAGGAGACCCUCUUCAACAGCACCAUAAACCUGGAGUCUGCAGACCCUGCCAAGAAUGCAAGCGCAGAUGACAUCUCACGACCUACACCCCACGGCUCCCCGGUGUUUGACUCUGCUCGCCUCCGUAAACAAACCGGUGGGGCUUCCCGUAGAAGAGGCAAGAAAGACAGGCCGUGGAGUGUUGUGGGGCUGCAGGAGUUUAACACCAACAAGAGAAGUGACAGUCUCCAGCAAACAAUCGCAGCAUCAGAAAGUGCAAUAGACCAUCUGUUCUCCCACACCGACAUGGACACAUCAACACCCACACACAUUGGCUUCCACUCAUCCACCUUCCCCAGGGACAGCCACAGGGACUACUUCAGGAAAUCAUUCUCCUCCUCUGAACAUUCAUCCUCUUCUAAGUGUGCCAGACGCAAGAUCAAAUACUCAGGUGGCCCAUCCCUGGACGCCACCACUCCCACCAACAGCGAGACGACACUUACUGGGGUCAACUGUGACGAGUCUGUCACAGCAGAUGGUACAUGUGACAAGAGUGCCAUCCCUGGCGCCAGAGGCUCGUCACAGCCAUCAGAGAACUCAUCUGGGGCUGAGAGAUCACCAGCCAAGAACCACAAGCCCAGACGUUUGAGGCGCAGGUCUAGUCUAGAGAAGAAAGACACCUACGCUGCCACCUUAACCAGGUCCAGCACCACUGACAGCUAUGACAGUGCAGAGGCUGAAUCGGAAUCAGAAACUACAGAUGAAUACCUAACAGCCCCAAUGGAGGCCGCCACAUCUGAUGGUGAUGAUGUACACAAUGUGUCUGGUUCUUUCUCUGAAAACUGCAUGUGGGACAAUUUCCAGGUCCUGUACCCCACUGCCAGUGAGGACCCAGGUGAGGAACUUCUAGAGUGGGACCCUCAAGAUGAGCUGGAGUUUGAUGAUGACUUCCAGCUGAACAAAAAACACAGGAAAUCUCUUGUGUCUGCUGUCAUGGGCAAUGGUUUGAAGAGAUCCAAACUCAAAUUUACAAAACAAGGGAUGCCUGGAGAUGACAGUGAUUCUGACCUGGAUGAUUUCCACCACAUUCUGGACCAGUCCGAGCUGCAGCUUAAACUUGCUGACCAGUCCCUCAGGAAGAAGAGGAAAGAUCCCAUGGGGACAGGCCUGCACCCUGACCCAGCUAAAUAUGAGGAGAUCAUCGUUACAUAUGAAACCAACAUCAACUGUUUGAAGACAAUCUGUCAGCACCUCAAAAGUGAUGACAUCACACCAGAAGAUAUCAAGAGAGUCAAUGACAUAAUGUACCAAUGGGAAAAGUUGUAUGCAUUGGCAUCUGAACGCCAUACACAAGCCACAGCCCUAGGCAAGAUCAGAGAUCAUUUGGUCAACAUGGAGACAUGCAUCAAGCAAGCAGAAGAGUGCCUCCCCUUUGAUAGGUUUAGCUCAUCUGAGGAGUUGAAAAAAACUAUUUCUUUAUUGAAAGAGAAGAAAGAGGCUUUGCAGAUACAAGGUCAGCAACUGGAGGAAAUCCAUAUUAAAAUGACAGAGUUCUCUGCUCUUCACCCUACAAUCAAUGUAGCCAGAUACCUUCAAGAAAUGUCAGAUUUACAAAAAUCUACUAACUUCAUGUACAACAAGGUGACAGAACACCUGGGUAUACUAGAAAACAACUGGUCAGUGUGGCUGGAGUACCUGGACAGCCAGCAAGAGCUGGACAGCCUGCUGUCAGCAGACAGGGAGAGGCUGCACGCACUGUUGUGUCAGCGAGAGUAUGGUAUCAAGGUUACCAGAACAGAUGUUGUCAGAGAACUAGAGAAGCUACAGAGCAAUCUGUGUGUGUACGAGUCCAAGUUAUCCCUGCUUCAGGCCAUGAGAAACAAGUUGACCAAGACUUCAGAUGAAAAUGCUCAGAGGAUUCUGCUAGCAGCAUUUGCUGACCUGCGCAACCAGCUGUUUGUGGUGAGUGAGAGGUGCCAGCAGAUGUACCAGCAGGUGGAGGAGGAUGAGGAUGUGGCUCUGGAACAGCAGUCAGAUCUGGGCAAGCUGGCAGUCUCAGCUGCAUCCCUUCAUGAAGCCUUGAAAACACGCCAGAGCAUGAGAACACCUGAAGUCCAUCUAGAAGCCAGCAGCGCUGACGCCCAGACCAAGUCCAGCUUAAACCGCAGCUGUGCAGCCUGGCUCCGCUCACUUCCUGUCCAAGUGGUGGCCUUGAUGUUAGUUGCAGGACUUGUCUGUGCCCUUGACCCUGACAUCCUUGACCGUUUGACCAACUUCAAGUUGACCAUAACACCAGAGCUCCAUUACGUCAAUGGCCCCCCAAGUAUAUAAGAAUAUCCCAGAUCUUGUACAGGCCCCCAGUGGAUGUGAAUGUGUUCGCCAGUAUUCUGUACUAUGUGUACGCUAGUAUGUGUACUCCGAGUGAUUUUGUAAUUCUGUACUCAGUAUACACCAGUAUCCUGUUCUGUGGUGUCUACAGUGGUGUCGUAUGUACACUAAAACCCUGUACUGCAGUGUGUACACUAGUAUGUACCAUGGUGUGUACGUAAUACCCUAUGCUGUGGUGUGCACGAUGGUUUUGCUGAUUCUGUGUGCACUUAUACCCUGUACCUUGGGUUGUUGUUCUGAUUCUGUGUACGCUAUCACUGUUUACAGUGGCAUCUGUGCCCAAACUGUAU
Molecule: messenger RNA, 6281 nt
Organism: Physella acuta
Lineage: Eukaryota; Metazoa; Mollusca; Gastropoda; Physidae
Biological process (GO): nuclear migration
Cellular component (GO): meiotic nuclear membrane microtubule tethering complex; nuclear outer membrane; cytoplasm
Molecular function (GO): actin filament binding
Source: RefSeq, a predicted model, not a curated record